AGGCCUGGUCAGGUAGAAAUAUCACCGGUGCACGCACCAUCCACAACCAUGACUGCACCGAACUAAUUCUCCCGUACUUCUGCACACCUGUCCAGCAAUGAAGGCUGCACUUGGUGCGCUUGUCCUGGCACUCACGACCAGCAGCGCGGUGUGCGCACCGACACGGCGAUCGCAGGCACUCCUCCAGAAAUUCUCGUCGCUGGUGAUCUUCGGGGACAGCUACACUGACGAUGGCGUCUAUUCAUACACCCCGCCGGUGGCGGCCGAGUCGACAGACGAAUGGGACGGCGGGCGCGCCUGGCCGAGCUAUGUCCAGCAAUACACGGGUGUCAACCUGUACGACUACGCCGUCGCCGGGGCCGUCUGCGACUCCGUGGAGGCCAACAGCCCACGCAACGGAGUGAAACAAGACCAGCUGCCUGCCUUCCUCGCCGAUCGCGCGUACGUCAACACGACCACGCAUCAGAAAGCCCUCCUCAACCAGCCCGACGAGACCGUCUACGCGAUCUGGAUCGGCACUAACGACCUGGGCCCAGGCAGCUUCCUUACCGAGGUGCAGCCCCCCGGCAUGGCGCUGACCUACUUCACCGACUGCGUGUACACGCAGCUCGACCGGUUGUACGCGGCCGGCGCGCGAAACUUUGUGCUGAUGAACCUCAUCGCCCUCGAGCUGGCGCCGGAAUACGCCACCCCGGCAAACAGGGGCCUGCCCACGGGCGAGUACUGGACAGACAAGUCCGCGUAUGACGCCAACAUCACGCAGUCGAGCGAGAAGAUGCGCCAGUAUUCGACGCUGGUGAACGCGGUCUUCGCCUACCAGACGCCGUACGAGGUGCGGAUCGCUCAGCGGUAUCCGAAGAGUAGCUUUGCCAUCUAUGAUACCCACGCCUUGACGACCGAUAUCUGGGAGAACCCCUCCCAGUAUCUGAAUGGAACCGCGCCGUUGAAUGUCACCAGCUCCAUCUAUCGGUGUGGCAGCGCCUGCAGCUCGAGUACCAUCCGGGACAGCUACAUGUGGUGGAACGACCUGCAUCCCUCGGAGCAGACAGACCGCAUAAUUGCGCGUGAGUUUGUGAAUGUGGUCACAGGGCAGAGCAAGUGGGCAACGUAUUGGAGAAGCUAGUGUGGUACAAAUCACCACCGUCUUCAUCUUAUCAGCUCAACACAUGGUUAUUCUUUCUGGGUGACUCAUGGUUGGAAAUGUCAACAAGCGUAGAAACAACUGGCAGACGCAUAAGCGGGGUCUGAUUCCGAGC
Molecule: messenger RNA, 1256 nt
Organism: Aspergillus saccharolyticus JOP 1030-1
Lineage: Eukaryota; Fungi; Ascomycota; Eurotiomycetes; Eurotiales; Aspergillaceae
Product: SGNH/GDSL hydrolase family protein
Exons: 3
Coding region: 98-1123 (341 amino acids)
Molecular function (GO): hydrolase activity, acting on ester bonds
Source: RefSeq, a predicted model, not a curated record